Dovyalis caffra is the source of this 1638-nucleotide messenger RNA. NCBI's taxonomy places the organism in Eukaryota, Viridiplantae, Streptophyta, Magnoliopsida, Malpighiales, Salicaceae. The record is from the annotation of a GenBank genome assembly.
AUGGUUUCAUCUCUUAGACUCCACUCACUAACGUCCCUCUUCUCCUCUCCCUCCCUCCUCCGCCCUCCUCUACUCCUCUGCCGCGCCCACCGCCACAAACUCUCCUCCCCUCCACCACGAACCGCCGCCUUCUCCUCCCAAACCGCAUCAGCAUCCACCACUGAAAACCCCAAAAAACAAACAAACCAAGACCAAAAAGUAAUUACUCCUCGGUCUCAAGACUUCAAUGCUUGGUAUCUUGACAUCAUUGCUAAUGCUGAACUUGCUGAUUAUGGUCCGGUUCGUGGCACCAUGGUUAUUCGACCCUACGGUUAUGCCAUUUGGGAAGCCAUUCAGGAUUAUUUGAACGUGAAGUUUAAGGAGACUGGACAUAGUAACAUGUACUUUCCUCAGUUUAUACCAUACUCAUUUAUUGAGAAAGAAGCUAGUCAUGUUGAGGGGUUCAGUCCCGAAUUGGCUCUUGUAACUAUUGGGGGAGGAAAGGAACUGGAAGAAAAACUUGUGGUUCGACCCACUAGUGAAACCAUAGUGAAUCACAUGUUUACUCAAUGGAUUCAUAGUUAUCGUGAUCUUCCUCUCAUGGUAAACCAGUGGGCAAAUGUCACAAGAUGGGAGAUGCGCACAAAGCCAUUUGUGAGGACUCUUGAAUUUCUGUGGCAGGAGGGUCACACGGCUCAUGCCAAUCCAGAGGAGGCAGAAAAUGAGGCAUUACAGAUGAUCGACGUCUAUACAAAAUUUGCUUAUGAGCAAGCUGCAAUACCUGUUAUUACAGGUAGAAAAUCAAAAGUGGAAACUUUUGCUGGUGCUGAUAGGACAUAUACAAUAGAGGCUAUGAUGGGUGAUCGGAAGGCAUUACAGGCUGGAACGAGCCACAACCUUGGGCAAAACUUUUCCCGGGCUUUUGGAACACAGUUUAUGGAUGAAAAUGGAGAGAGGCAACAUGUGUGGCAGACAUCAUGGGCUGUAAGCACCCGCUUUGUUGGUGGUAUUAUCAUGACCCAUGGAGAUGAUUCUGGUCUAAUGCUACCACCGAAAAUUGCACCAAUACAGGUGGUGAUUGUGCCAAUCUGGAAAAAGGAGGAUGAAAAAAGUGGAGUUCUCAAUGCAGCGUCUUCUGUAAAAGAAGCCUUGCAAUCUGCUGGAAUCAAAGUUAAACUUGAUGACACAGAUCAGAAAACCCCAGGAUGGAAGUUCAAUUUCUGGGAGAUGAAGGGAGUCCCUCUGAGGAUUGAAAUUGGUCCUCGGGAUGUUUCAAGUGGAAGUGUGGUCAUAUCUAGAAGAGAUGUUCCUGGAAAGCAAGGAAAAGUAUUUGGAAUAUCCAUGGAGCCUGCAAUUUUAGAAGCUUACAUCAAGGACAAGUUGGAUGAAAUCCAGUCAUCUCUUCUGGGAAGGGCAAUAUCAUUUCGAGAUAGUAACAUUGUGGAUGUGAGCUCAUACGAUGAACUCAAAGAAGCAAUAUCUCUGGGUAAAUGGGCAAGGGGUCCUUGGUCAGCAAGUGAUGCGGACGAACAGAGAGUAAAAGAAGAAACAGGGGCAUCAAUUCGGUGUUUCCCAUUCGAACAGCCUCAAGGGACUAAAACAUGCCUGAUGACAGGCAAGCCAGCAGAAGAAGUUGCAAUUUUCGCAAAAUCUUAUUAA